GCGAGGUUCAGGAGACACCACCUCCCCCACGCACUAGACAGCUUCCUGGGUAAUGUCUCCUACAAACUAGAAGGAUGCUAAUCCCAGCCCAACUGUGCAACGAGCAAACUCCCAGGGGCUUCCCGAGAACCUGCCUGAUACACAGCCGUCAGAAGUUCUAGGUAACAUGGAGUAACCUCAUUCUACCCUGUCUUUCUCGCUGAAUGUGGCUGUAAAACCUGAUGGAACACAUGGAACAUCCAUUUGAGGAGUCCAAAAAUAGUAGCAGGCUAAUCAAGAUGGUACAUGCUGAAGCCUUUUCUCGUCCCUUGAGUCGGAAUGAAGUUGUUGGUUUAAUUUUCCGUUUGACGAUAUUUGGUGCAGUGACAUACUUCACGAUCAAAUGGAUGGUAGAUGCAAUCGAUCCAACUAGAAAGCAGAAAGUAGAAGCUCAGAAACAGGCAGAAAAAUUAAUGAAACAGAUUGGUGUGAAAAAUGUGAAGCUUUCAGAAUAUGAAAUGAGUAUCGCUGCUCAUCUCGUAGACCCUCUUAACAUGCAUGUUACUUGGAGUGAUAUAGCAGGUCUGGAUGAUGUCAUUACGGAUCUGAAAGACACAGUCAUCUUACCUAUCAAAAAGAAGCAUUUGUUUGAAAAUUCCAGGCUUCUGCAGCCUCCAAAGGGAGUUCUUCUCUAUGGGCCUCCAGGCUGUGGUAAAACAUUGAUUGCCAAGGCUACCGCCAAAGAAGCAGGCUGUCGAUUCAUUAACCUUCAGCCUUCAACGCUGACAGAUAAGUGGUACGGAGAGUCUCAGAAGUUGGCUGCUGCGGUCUUCUCCCUUGCCAUAAAGCUACAGCCUUCCAUCAUUUUUAUAGAUGAAAUAGACUCCUUCCUGCGAAACCGUUCAAGUUCUGACCAUGAAGCUACCGCCAUGAUGAAAGCUCAGUUUAUGAGUCUGUGGGAUGGACUGGAUACUGACCACAGCUGUCAGGUCAUAGUUAUGGGCGCCACCAACCGUCCUCAGGACCUUGACUCAGCCAUAAUGAGACGAAUGCCUACCAGGUUUCAUAUUAACCAGCCUGCUCUAAAACAAAGAGAAGCAAUCCUGAGACUCAUCUUGAAAAAUGAAAACGUGGACAGGCACGUGGACCUGCUAGAAGUCGCCCAGGAAACUGAUGGCUUCUCAGGCAGUGACCUGAAGGAGAUGUGCAGAGACGCCGCGCUCCUGUGUGUCCGAGAGUAUGUUAAUUCUACAGCAGAGGACAGCCGCGAUGAAGAUGAAAUCCGGCCUGUGCAACAGCAGGACCUUCAGCGAGCAAUUGAGAAGAUGAAGAAAUCCAAGGAUGCAGCGUUUCAGAAUGUUUUAACACAUGUUUGUUUAGAUUAGGAGUAAAGAUCAUUUGUACAGUUCAGUGUGAUCUAGUUUGGUGCACUCUCUUACCAUCAGUGGAAAUAGAAUGAAAAACAUGCCAUGAGAGAGUUAAAUGUUCAUGACACUGGUUUUAUACUCUGACUCCUAAGUUAUUGAGAUGUAGUUGUUCUGUAAGCGGUAUUACUACUCGUCAGAAAUCACGAAGAGAAACAAUCUAAGCCAGCCGGAGUGGGAGCUUGCAUCUGACCUCUGUUGCCGUGCGCUGCAGCCUCAGAACAUCUAAGCUGGUCUUAAAGUAACAAACGGUUUGUCGAAUCGUUCGUGAGAAAUGGGGAUGUGGGUAAGUGCUGGUUUCUCCAUAUGUGAGUGAGUGAGUGUGUGUGUGUGAGAGUGUGUGUAUAUGUGUAUUAAAUGUAUAUAUUCACACAUUUUAUAUUGAUAUUCUGUAGAUAUGUUUGAAUACGGAAACUUUUUUUUACCCCAACUACUGAAUCAAAAAGUACCAAAUAGUGUAGAGCAAAACUAAGAUUUAUGGUCGUGUGUGAAGGUACAGUGAUUCAGCCAUUUUCAGCUGUCACUUGUUUCUGCUUUUAAGUUGAAUAUUUCUCCACAGUGGGAUAGUUGGAAUCCGCCACAUCUCUGUGUCAGAUGGGGCUCCACUAUUAGCUUGUUGGAUAAUCCAAUAAAAAUACUUGAUCAGUGAUCAGCAUGGAGUGGUUGUCAGGCAUUUGGGUGAUCAACACUGAUUUCAGCUCUUUCUGUAAGCACACUGAGCAGAGACCUGUUUUAAAUUGACAUACAUAAACGUGGAAGGAAUAGCCUUUCCAAUGGCUUUGAAAAACUACAGUGCCAUGCAGUACACGUAUGUGACUUUCCUUCAUUUAAUGUAACCUAAUUCUGUUGUAACCAUGGUUUUGUAAUGUCAUUUUAAAGUUAUAUGUUUUUUAAUUAUGGUCCAAUAUAAUUUGGUCACCAGAAAUGAAAUGAUAGUUUAAAACAAGUAGCUGUUGCUAGAUGUGCUAAAAAUAUUCAUUUUGUAACUUUGAUUUUAAAGUUUUCUUAGCAUAUUAUAAAUUGUGCCCUAGUUAGUACAGAUACAUAUGUCUGAGUCCCCAUAUUGUAUCCGUAGUCAUUUGAUGCUGUGUGCCCUCCAUAGGAAACAUUUUUUUUUGUCUAGAAUUCCACUAACCAGAAUUCUGUUAUAAGCCCUUAAACACACCGCAUGAGGAAAAUGGCACAAUGUGGUCUUGAGGUGCCUUCUGUAAACCAUCUGAAAGAUUAAAUUAUGCUCCGUAU
This is a messenger RNA of Hyaena hyaena (striped hyena), 2645 nucleotides long. RefSeq names its product ATPase family AAA domain containing 1 (gene ATAD1). Gene Ontology annotation, molecular function: ATP binding; ATP hydrolysis activity. Gene Ontology annotation, cellular component: mitochondrial outer membrane. NCBI's taxonomy places the organism in Eukaryota, Metazoa, Chordata, Mammalia, Carnivora, Hyaenidae. The transcript is spliced from 11 exons. The coding region runs from base 222 to 1364 and encodes 380 amino acids. The record is from RefSeq and is a predicted model, not a curated record.